AAGACGGAUUUCCGAACCAAGUGUAGCAAACUAGCUUGUACUUUGUUUACGUCCCGUUGGUUAGCUGACAGCUGUUGUAGCGCUCUACUCUCGCAAACAACCGUGUCUGCGUGUCUUUGGUGGUUGCCUGGAGCUUCGUAAACUUUAAACCGAGUGUUCUGGAUGUCGUGGAUGGAAUGAUUUGUUGAAUGAGGGGGACCCGCUAGAUGCUGACAGGAGGAUGAACUCCAUCACCGUUCGGGUUCUCGCCAUCCCCGCCGCCUCUGUCACCAACUCUGGAGCUUCAUCCUCUCGAGCCUUACAUGUAGAGCUCACAUCCCAGCAGAGACGAUUGCGUCAUCUCCGGAGCAUAGCGGCCAGAAACAUCGUCAACAAGAAUGGUUCCCCCCUGCUGGACACUUACUUCACCCUUCAUCUCUGUGUAGCAGAUCGCAUAUCUCGAGAUUUUUACAAGAGUGAGGUCAUACGAGACUCGCUGAAUCCAACUUGGCGGAGCCUGGACUUUGGCAUGCUACCGGACCUUCUGGACACGUCGGUCUCUUGCUUCAUGGUGAGGAUCUGGGGAGGACAGGAGGAACAGUACCAACUCCUCAUAGAAUGGAAGGUCAACCUGGAUGGCCUCAGAUACACAGGACAGCAGAUUCGAUCCAGGAAUCCAAAUGAGAUCAUAUUUGGAUUGAAUGAUGGCUACUAUGCAGCUGACUUCGAUCAUAAGGAUCUUUCGGAGAGGAAGAAAAACAGUCUGCUUCAGGUCGACCAGAGCUCAGUCAGAAGCUCCUACAGUGUUUUCUCUUUGCUCAGGCUUCACACAGCCCAGAGAGCCAUCAAGCAGACCCAAGUGACAGUGCAGAAGAUUGGGAAGGAGAUCGAGGAAAAACUAAGGACAACCGCAACCUGCACAGAGCGGAAGAAAGAGCGAGAGUGCAUGCAGCUGCGUUUAGCUGUGCUGCGUAGUGAACUGCAGCGGCAGAGGAAGGCUCUGGGCAGAGAGAUAGACCUGCGGCAGAAGGACAGAGCACAGCUUCAGAAGAAAGAGGAAGCGUUCUCCGCUCAGCACGAGAUUCUGAAGGAGGAGAAAGAAUCUUUAACCAAGCUGCAGAAGGAAUGCACUGCCAAGAGAGAGCAGUUCCUCAAGUCCAACGCCCAGCUCACCUUCCGCUGUCGUCAGCUCCUCUCUGAGCUUUCCUACAUCUAUCCCAUCGAUGUGGCCAAUCAAUCAGAUUAUGUCAUCUGCGGAGUGAAGCUGCCAAACUCUGAGGACUUUCAAGCAAAGGAAGAUGGUAGCGUGGCUGUCGCCCUGGGUUACACGUCGCACCUGGUCCUCAUGAUCUCGUGCUUCCUGCAGAUCCCUCUUCGGUAUCCGGUGAUCCACAAAGGUUCCCGCUCCUCCAUCAAGGACACCAUCACUGACAGACUCACUGAGAAGGAGAGAGAAUUCCCUUUGUACCCCAGAGGAGAGCGCUUUCAUUUUGAAUAUGGUGUCUACUUACUCAACAAGAACAUUGCCCAGCUGAGAUAUCAACAUGGCUUGACCACCCCAGAUCUGCAGCAGACACUACCCAACCUGAAGAACUUCUUGGAGCACGGUCUGCUGGUCCGAUGUGAUAGACACCAUGUCUCUAGUUCUAUCCCAGUGCCGGCCAAGUCUCAGCUUGGUGUGUCUGCUGCCUCAGAGACGGGCUACCCCAGCCACACCAGCUCCCCAGACCGAGGCCUGAGGAAAAGGGCGAGUUCAGAGGCAGAUAAGUACAAGCCAACUCCUCCACCCAGCUACAACACAGCCAUGGAUGAAGAGCAGACUCCGGUUGGCCUGGCACCGCCCUCACCUUCACCCAAACACCUAUCCUCCUCCCUUGAUGCCGGCAUGGCAGCACUUAACCUGGCCAAGACUACGGAGCCUAACAAGGAGGGAGAGCAGAAGGAAGAGAAGGAGGAGAGCAGGGAGACAGUGGUGGAGGCUGAGAGACGCAGAAGCUUUGACGGAGAGAUUGAAGUAGAUAAAGAAGAAGACACGGAGGAGCAACCCCACAGUAGCACCGUUGUGCCCAACUCUUCUACAGGGCAGGACACGGGUGAUGAAUUGGUGCCAACUAGUCAGCACACAGCUGCAAUGAAUGGCUCUUUGGUGCCAGGGCAGGCGCCUGUUGGUCUGGUCCCAGAGAUGCGCUGCUCUGUGGAGCAAGCUGAGGAGAUCAUGGGCACAGAGGCCACUGGUUUAGGCUUGGGGUUAGGGCUAGGACUUGCAGAUGAGGCCCGGAUUGAAGACUACCGCUGUAUCCCUGUGGACCACGCAGUAGCUGUGGAGUGUGACGAACAGGUGCUGGGAGAGCUGGACGCUGCGGGAUUUGAGGAGUUCUCCAGGCGCAUCUAUGCACUAAAUGAGAACAUGUCCAGCUUCCGCAGACCGCGCAAGAACUCUGAUAAGUGAGGCACAGGACCUAAGGAAAGAGGAAGGCAUAAAAUAACUUGCACAGGGUGUUUGGACAAAUACAAGGCAGGGACAUCAGGGCAAUGGUGGGGUCCCCACUCCGUUAUCGCAGCAUCAAAAAUCAUAGGAGCUAUUCUGUAAUAACGACCAAUUUGCACCUAUUGUAAACAUUUCCAUAGUAAUCUUUUAACUGAAAUACAGUUAAACUGCAAGUAUUGGGACAGUAAGCUUUACUUCUAUUUUUGAUGCCAGCCUUAAUAUAUCUUUUUUAAAUGGAUGGGACACUGAAUCAUUAUUCAGACAUUUUUGUUCACAAAAUAAUUUGGCCUCAUUGAAUUAGUGAUAUUGUAGUCUGUUGUUCCAUAACGGGGCGCCAUUAAUGUAAAACAACAACAUGUGCAUCACUCACUUUGUUUUCAAACCCUUUCUGCAGUAACAGCCCUUAACUUCUUGUACAAAACAUCAUCGUCUCUAAACUGCAUUUAAGAUUUACUGUGCAGCCUCAGUGCAUCAGUCAAUAAAUGUUUCCAUGCAGCAUUUCUUUGACAUUGUAUAAAUUAUAGAAUAAUUAACAUAAACAACAGACACACACAGAGAAUAGUUGCAACUAGAGUCGUUAUCAAAGUGAAUCAUCUUCACUGAGUCUGCUGUCCCAGCACUUACACCUUUGACUGUACAAGCAAAUGUUUAGAUGCUUCCUGAGCUGUGUGUGUGUGUGUGUGUGUGUGUGUGUGUGUGUGUGUCUGUGUGUGUGUGUGUGUGUGUGUGUCUGUGCGUGUGUGUGUGUCUCACAGCUUCACAUUAGCAUGCAACCACAGUUACAUUUAGGAUUCAAGUAAUCCCACCGAUGACCUUUGAACAUGGCAGGGUUUGCAACCGCAAAGUGAGGUGGGAGCUGGAAGCAGUGGCCCCCAUCAGAUAUUCCCUAACUAUGAACACGGCAUCCCCCACAACAGCUCAGCCCAGCCCUCAUUCUCCACACGGAGUCGAGUUUCUCCUUCAGGUCUUUGGAUGAGGAUCGGGUGGCAGGUUGGAGCUCACAGCACAUGGCAGGGAUACGGUGCAAUUGUUUUUCUGUCCAUCUCCAUGUCCUCUAUUUUCCUCUUUCAUUUUUAAAUUGUAAUGUACCCCAUCAAUAUUAACAUCAAUGUUAAUGUUACGUCCACUGAUUCUCACCUUCAGUAGACCAAAAAUUAAAAUAUGUUGGAAUGUCUCACUCAGGCGCUACUGUAAGUGUUAAUAGCAAAUGUCUCUAACCCAUUGUCUGUGAUUUUGUCGCGUGUCUCCAUGUUCUGAAUGCUUUCUUGCACUGGUAUUCAAUUAUUGCAUUAUUUAUGUCUCUCAACAAUUGUGUGUGCUUUGUUUCAGAGGAAAUCCAUACUUAGUUUUAUGUUUAUACAUGGGACGUCACUCAUUAUUUGUCAAAUGUUAGACUGAUAUAAGCAGCUGUCUGGGUCCUGACGCAGACAGCUGCUUUGCAUCGCACGCCAUGACAAAGAUGGACUCUCCACCUGCAGCCCACUUUAUGUUUCAGAUCCAGUACUGUGGUUGCUGCCUGUUGAGAGGUGUUGUAUUUAAAACUCAGAGAGGAACCAUGUUAAAUAAUUUCCAUUAAAUGCUAUACAGUUCAGUAAGUGACCAUGUACAGAUACUUUUGUAUGGAGGGUUUUUUGUUAUUAAAGACUUGCAGUCCAAUGGCAUGGAUGUAUGUAGCCCCCUUUAA
This is a messenger RNA of Cottoperca gobio, 4151 nucleotides long. RefSeq names its product UV radiation resistance associated gene (gene uvrag). Gene Ontology annotation, molecular function: SNARE binding. NCBI's taxonomy places the organism in Eukaryota, Metazoa, Chordata, Actinopteri, Perciformes, Bovichtidae. Gene Ontology annotation, biological process: SNARE complex assembly. Gene Ontology annotation, cellular component: endosome; lytic vacuole. The record is from RefSeq and is a predicted model, not a curated record. The transcript has 15 exons. The coding region runs from base 221 to 2428 and encodes 735 amino acids.